CAGCAUGUGUUUCGACAUGGUGUGGAUAUGGUUUUGGUUUUACAUGUUUUUAAACAAAAUAAAAACAUUUUAAAUAAUUCUGCCUAUAUUUUAACCAGUUUGGGCCUACGUAUUUAACCUGUACUUGUGUUUCAAUCAAAAUGCACUUUAUGUGUGUAUGAAUUAAAAUAAAAAAUUAAAAUGCAUACAAACGUGUGUAAAGUUUGUGGUGGUGCUGAUAUGAACCUUGUCGAUGGGUUUUAUUAUUGCGUUGAAUGCGGCACGCAGGACCAGAAUAUUCAAGAAAGAAUAGUCGAGAGUGCAGCUUUCAUUGGCUUAUACACGAAAAACGCUAAAUCCAAAAUUCAAAAUGUGGAAGAGAAACUGAAUUUGGGCCCAGAAUGGUGUAAAUGGCAUGCAUACAAUUUUAUAAUAGCCGGCUUAACAGAUGAGCUGAUUGCAGCAGGCGCCGCACCUAGUGUGAAACAAAAGAUACUAUGGAUUUGGACGAGAUAUAUGAAAUUCUUUAAAACUAAGGAUACUAGACCUAAAAGUCAGUUUUUCGUAAAUGAUGAUGAAAACAAUGAGGAAUGUAAUGAAGGAACAAAUCAUGAUGAUGAUAAUGACAAUAUUGGCAAUGUUCAUGAAACUAAUGAUAAAGGUGGUAAUGAAAAUACAGAGGAACUUGCCGAAAGUGAUGUAAAUGACCCUAAUUAUGAGGCUACUAGUAAUGUGGGUGGUGAAACAUGCAAAACUCAUGAUGAUGAUGAUGAUGAUUCAGAAUCAAACUAUAGUGAAGAUGAUAAAUAUGCAGAUAGGAGGGAAAGAAUGAAAUCUCGUAUCAAACAUGUCACUAAAGGUGUUAUCAUAGCCAUUUUUUAUAUUGCUUUGAACUUAGAUAGAAGUGAUAUUCAACUAUCAUGGUUAUUAAGGUAUGUGAGGUGGAGGGAUGUUGACUUUGUCACCUGUACCAAAUAUAUACCGAAAGAUCUAGAUGUUACUGGAAUUCCUCGCUUUUCGAAAUUUCGAAUAUCAAUCACGAGGUUGUACAAACAGCAUACAAUUCGCGGAAUUGGUUUGUCACUGAUGUAUUUUUUAAAUCUGGGUUUGCCUAUAGUACCGGAUUUUAGGAAAAUGAUAAAUAAUUAUUCAAAAGAGUUAUGCGUACCAGAGGAUUUUAAAGAUUUGGUUUUGACUCUCAUGAGUCAAUAUCCAAACCAACGUAUACAACUGAGUCGAUACAUGCAUUAUGCAGUGAAAUUACCAGAUUAUGAAGCGAUAUGCUUAUCGUAUUUUGUAGUAGCGUUUAAAUUAUGUUUCGGUUUGGAUGAUGAGUAUGAAAGACAAGUCACCAAUGUUGUUGAUAAAAUAAAUGAUGAAAAGAAUUUAAGUAAAUCAUAUAAAAUCAGUCUAUCCACAAAUACAGACAGGAUGUUUUCCUUUAUAGAAUGGUGUGAAUAUAUAAAGUUGCGGAAAAUGAUUGUUGGCAAGCACAACUUGCGAAUGGCAAGGUUACUCAAAUCAGAUGUAAAUGAUUUUGUAUUCUUAGAACACUUAGAUAAAAUUAAAUUUAAAUCGUCUUCAUUAUCAAGCGACAUAAUAAAAGAUAUGUUAAAUAAAAUUCCUUUAAAAACCGAAAUGGCUGUUAUUCCGAAGGAUGAAUUUGAUGUGAGUUUUACUCCUAUGGCAUCAUAUACUGAUGUUAUCAUUGAGUACAUUCAAGAUCCAGAUUUGAAAUUAAUGCUAAGUGAAGACUUUACACAGUAUUCGCUUGAAUACGCAAUAAAGAAAUUGCGGCUUAUAGAAAAUGAGGAUUCUAAAAAUAUUAUCAGAGGCGUUACUAAAAACAAUAAACUUAUAAAUAAAAAUAUAAGUGGGAACUUCAGCGCUCCUACUGGUGAUGAUGCUAAGAUGGUAUAUAUUAGAUUUUGUGAAAGAAAAGACGACGCUUCAAAUUUACUGCGUCAACUAAAUGGAAAAGGAUGCGAGAAUGAAAAUUUAAAAAUAGAUAGUAAUGAUAGUUACAGCACAAUGCCUGAGGAAGACAAUAAUGGAUUUCAAACAGUAAAUAACAGUAAGAAUUAUGAUACUGACAAUACUAAGGUUAUAAAUGAAAAUAACGAUAAAUCAAAAAUAGAAGAUGAAAAAUCUUUAAUAUUAGAAAAUGAUUGUAGGACUAUCACGUUUGUAGACUAUCCAAAUGCCUGUAUCUAUGACGAUGACAAUAAGGAUGAUGUUAAACAAGCGAUAGCGAUGAUGAGUGAAUCUUUUGGCAACUUAAAUGACGAGGGUAAUUUUUUUGAUUACAUUACUAAUAAUUGUUUACAAUCUCCUCAGAGCAAUAGCCCUGCGGCUCCAAAUCCAUCCGAAAGUGUAGAUCGUAAAACUAUGAUAAAUGAAUUAAUACGACGCGCGUGCUCCACUUACAAAAUAGCUUUGCCCCGUCCAAGGAAACCUAAAACAAUGCCUAACAAGGACAAAAAUACACCGGUGAAAAGUAGAACGAAGAAAGGAAAGUAUGUACCUGCCGAUUACAGAAGUGGCAUACAUAUGAGAAAAUGUGAAUCAUUUAUCUUUAUGAUGCUUCAGAGCUAUUACAACAACAUACAAGUACAAAAUAAUGAUAAUAAAGAUGGCAAUCAAGAACAGAAUUGUAUUAACGAAAGCGUACAAGAGAAUGUGGAAGAAGCAUCUAAUCAUGCUGAAUGCACUUCUAAUGCAGAAAAUGGAUCUGACCCUAUUGAUUCUACUGCAGAUUGUGUGGUACAGGAAGACGACGAUGAUAAUGAAAUGGAACAGUUGCUAGAUGCGGACGAAGAAGAAAGUGAGGAAGAAUUUAUUCUACCUGAAACGGCGCAGUUGAAUGAUGAAGACAUUUCAAAAUUAGACGAAGCAGCUGAUAAAAUACUAGAGAAAGAAACAGCUAGAUGUGGCCGUCCGCCAAAAAAGAAAUUAAAAUUGAACGAAAGUACAAGUAAGAAAACAAAAGAUACAAAGAUAGAAAAUGAAAAACUAUUGCAUCCAUCUGCAUGGGGUGUGAAAAAAUUCAGUUAUUGGAUACGACAUUACUCCGCUCAGACACAAAUGCAGAAAUCCAAAGACUUGCAUGAUACAUUUAAUAUUGAAUUAUACAACAAUUUACCAAAAUCUUUCACAUUUAUACUCCAUGAAUGUGGUUCCAUUAUCGAUUCCACGCCAUUUCGAUUGUACAAACAUAUUGAAUGCCUUGAAAGACAUAUUAUGCAUAAAAAUAGAAACAAGAAAACAAUUAUAAGAAGGAAAAGAAGAUCAAAAAAGUCUGUUAAGAAGUAAUUUCGUUUAUGUAAAAUUGUAAAUAUGUAUAUACUUGUAGAUUUUAAAUAAAAAGGAUAGGUACCUUUUUCGCUUUGAGGGCGUGGCCUGCUUUAAUGUUGCGAUGGAAUGAUAGUGAACGCCAACCUUAACUUACCAGAU
Molecule: messenger RNA, 3432 nt
Organism: Zerene cesonia (dogface butterfly)
Lineage: Eukaryota; Metazoa; Arthropoda; Insecta; Lepidoptera; Pieridae
Gene: TAF1B
Exons: 3
Coding region: 181-3291 (1036 amino acids)
Biological process (GO): nucleolar large rRNA transcription by RNA polymerase I; RNA polymerase I preinitiation complex assembly
Cellular component (GO): RNA polymerase I core factor complex; RNA polymerase transcription factor SL1 complex
Molecular function (GO): RNA polymerase I core promoter sequence-specific DNA binding
Source: RefSeq, a predicted model, not a curated record